Messenger RNA from Phyllostomus hastatus (greater spear-nosed bat), 1362 nucleotides. RefSeq names its product leucine carboxyl methyltransferase 1 (gene LCMT1). Gene Ontology annotation, molecular function: protein C-terminal leucine carboxyl O-methyltransferase activity. Lineage: Eukaryota; Metazoa; Chordata; Mammalia; Chiroptera; Phyllostomidae. The transcript has 11 exons. Bases 170 to 1171 code for a protein of 333 amino acids. Gene Ontology annotation, cellular component: cytosol. The record is from RefSeq and is a predicted model, not a curated record. Gene Ontology annotation, biological process: C-terminal protein methylation.
AGGUUGCUGGGAGAGCGGUCGUGGGCGGCCUCCCUGAGCCGCGCCAGCUGAGCUCCGAGGAGCCCAGCCCCUCUCUCCUAUCUUGCUGCAGGCGUGCUAACUCUCCCGGUGGCUGGUGACCCCGCUUCCAUGUGCUGGGUGGGCACAGCACCCCGGAACUUCCACGCCCAUGGCCACUAGCCUGAGGAAGCCAACCUUCAACUCUUGUCCUUCCUCCUCGACCGAAACUGACGACGAGGGCGUGCGGGGCACCUGUGAAGAUGCGUCUAUUUGCAAAAGGUUUGCAGUAAGCAUUGGCUACUGGGAUGACCCUUACAUCCAGCAUCUUGUAAGACUGUCUAAAGAGAGGAAGGCCCCUGAAAUUAACAGAGGCUAUUUUGCUCGAGUUCAUGGCAUCAAUCAGCUUACAAAGGCAUUUCUGCGGAAGACAGAAUGUCAUUGUCAAGUUAUAAACCUCGGGGCUGGGAUGGAUACCACCUUCUGGAUAUUAAAGGAUCAGGAUCUUCUCCCAAGUAAAUAUUUUGAAGUCGAUUUUCCAAUGAUAGUCACAAGAAAGCUGCACAGCAUCAAAUUCAAGCCUCUUCUAUCAAAACCUAUUUUAGAAUUACAUUCAGAGGACACGUUUCAAAUCGAUGGGCACAUGUUGGAUUCAAAGAGAUAUGCCAUUAUUGGAGCAGAUCUUCGAGAUUUAUCUGAACUGGAAGAGAAACUAAAGAAAUGUAACAUGAAUACACAAUUGCCGACACUCCUGAUAACAGAAUGUGUGCUGGUCUACAUGACUCCGGAGCAGUCUGCAAACCUAAUCAAGUGGGCAGCCAACAGUUUUGGGACCGCCAUGUUCAUAAACUACGAACAGGUGAACAUGGACGACCGGUUUGGGCAGAUCAUGAUCGAACACCUGCGGAGACGACAGUGUGACCUGGCGGGGGUGGAAACCUGCAAGUCCUUAGAGUCGCAGAAAGAACGGCUCCUGUCGAACGGGUGGGAAACAGCAUCAGCCAUGAACAUGAUGGAAUUGUACAGCAGAUUACCUCGGACCGAAGUCAGCAGAAUCGAGGCCCUGGAAUUCCUGGAUGAGAUGGAGCUUCUGGAGCAGCUCAUGAAACAUUACUGCCUGUGCUGGGCGACCAGAGGGGGAAGUGAGCUAGGUUUGGAGGAGAUCACUUACUAACCUUUUCCAGGCUCAUGCUGAGCCAGAAGCUGCAGCCACUGACCUUCCUGAAGUUGAUAUACAAGUCUCCUGAGUGAUGGCCAGGCCUCAUCGACCAUUCCAUUCCACAGUUGAGAAACCAGUUACUAGGGCUGUUGCACCACUUCCUGUUCUGUUGACUCAUCAUUUAAAUAAAUCUCAGUUGCCAUUUG